This is a messenger RNA of Rosa rugosa (rugosa rose), 1122 nucleotides long. RefSeq lists its product as uncharacterized. The coding region runs from base 1 to 1122 and encodes 373 amino acids. The record is from RefSeq and is a predicted model, not a curated record. The transcript is spliced from 6 exons. NCBI's taxonomy places the organism in Eukaryota, Viridiplantae, Streptophyta, Magnoliopsida, Rosales, Rosaceae.
AUGGAGAAGAACAGUUGCGUGUGGUUCGUGUUGGGGCUGGCGAUACUGAUCGUGUCGACUGAGUUUGUUCAAGUUGAUUGCAGAGCGCUUCGAUCCGAGUCGGCGACUGGUGAGGGAUGCAAAGAGCAGGCUGGUGGAGCUGAGGAGAUGGCCGGAAUGGGAAGCUUUGCGGUUUCGUCUAGUUUCAACUCAUCGAGCAAUGAUAAUAGUACUCAUCGGCCUUCGCAUGAUGAGUUAUUCGCUGCCAUUUUCGGGGAACUGCGAUACCCCUACCUUGCCGACGUUGAUCUACUUGCCCGCGUCCCUGAAGAUGCUGCACAAGUUCCUCCUCCUGCUGCCGAGCCGGCUCCGCGACCCGCGCGAGCCCAACGUCAGGCCCAGGCUGGUAUCGUGAUCCGCGAACCCCCUCAAGAGGGAAACGCGCCAUCCUUUGGCAGUCGCGCGGCCAACACUUUCCAAGCCACUGGCCAGACUGGGAAACAAAAGGCAGUAAUGACAGGGCCUGAAGACAACGAAUCCUCUUCUGAUGAUGAUGACUCGCAGACGGUUCGCCAUAGGUCCUCGAGACACACUGAAGAAGGAUCUUCAGCUGCUGGUGAAGGCCCAUCUGCUUCCCAAGCCCAAGCGCCAACUAUUGUGAACAAUUUUCCACCUCCUGCGGGCGCUGCCAGUAAUGCACAAUUGGCCUCGGUCCCAGUGCAGAUUAUAGAUGAUAGCUCGCCUGAGGCCGAAGAUAGAGUACCGCCACCGGAUGCACCUCACGAGGAACCAAGCGAUAUACCUGUCCUGGAGCAGAUAGCGCCUGACUCAAUUCCUGUUCCCAGCGAAGCUAACCCAGAGGCAAUGCCAGCGGUCGUCGAGCAUGAGCCCCCAGCCGAGGAGAAUCCAAAUGCUUUCAACACUGAGGACGCUGAAGCUGAAGCUGUAGAGGCAGAAGCUGCUGAGCCCGCUCUUAGUAUGGUUGGUCAGGAACCUCUUCCCCCUGCCCCCCAAGUUACUGAAGCCGGAGGAUUGGGAAACCUUCCUGAACCCAUGCCAGAGGCAGCACCUGUUGCUGAACCUCCUGAGGUCCCUGUCGCUGAGCAACCAACUUCUUCCACUCUGGAAAGAUUGAAAAGAUAA